AUGUGGAGAGAAGGUCCCAAGGAGAUUGAGGAGGCUUUUCUCAAGUACUAUGAAGGGCUGUUGGGGACUGAAAGUGACGCUGAAGCUUAUGUUUGGUGUCAAGAGCUCGGGAAUGGAAGUGGAGCAAGAAUAGGAUUACGUUUUCUCGGGAAAACGGGCUGUUCCAUUGCACUAUGUGCUCCUUUCACUGCAGCUGAUGUGAAGGCUGCUCUUUUUGACAUUGACCAUAACAAAUCAGCUGGGCCAGAUGGAUAUUCUAGUGGUUUCUUUAAGGAAGCCUGGGGAGUUGUGGGGAAUGAUAUUAUAGAUGCAGUUCUGGACUUCUUUGGAACUGGAAAACUUCUCAAGCAGAUUAAUGCUACAAAUUUGUGUCUGAUCCCAAAGGUGGAGCAACCUGAGGAUGUCACUCAAUUCAGACCUAUAGCCUGCUGCAAUGUCCUGUACAAGGAUAUAUUGAAUCAAUAUAAAAGGAAGAGUCAACCUGCUAGGUGUACCUUAAAAGUAGAUCUAAGGAAAGCAUAUGACUCAGUAAGUUGGAAGUUUUUAAAAUCCCUACUCAAGAAGCUUAAAUUUCCAAUUCAGUUAUGUGAGUGGAUUAUGACUUGUGUGUCUUCUCCUUCAUUCUCUAUUAGCCUGAAUGGUGGGAUGUUUGGUUUCUUUAAAGGAAACAAAGGGUUAAGACAAGGUGAUCAUGUCUCUCUUUUGUUAUUUGUAUUGGUGAUGGAGUAUUUUACAAGGAUCCUGAUAAAAAUGAGUAGAAGGGAGGACAUUGGAUUUCAUUAUAGAUGUUCUGGCCUUAAGAUCACUCAUCUUGUAUUUGCUGAUGAUCUCAUGAUGUUUUGCAAGGGUGAAGUCAGAUCUCUGAUGUUGUUAAUUAGAGUUGUGAAAACAUUCUACAAAGCUUCAGGGUUACAGGCAAAUAAGGAUAAAAGUGCAAUUUAUUUUGGGAAUGUGACUGAGGAGAUUCAGCAAAGGAUAAUUAAGGUCUCUGGGUUUACAAAAGGUCAGUUUCCUUUUAGAUAUUUAGGGGUGCCUAUUACCUCAAAGAGACUCACAAUAGCAGAUUGUGAUUUUCUAGUUGAUAGAAUUAUGAGAAGAAUUUUGUGUUGGGCUGCUCAAAAUCUUUCUUAUGCUGCCAGAAAUGUUCUUAUCAACUCUUUAUUGUUGAGUAUUCAUACAUAUUGGUCACAGAUCUUUAUGUUGCCUAAAGGUGUGCUGUUGAAGAUUAUACAAAUUGCAAGAGCUUUUCUAUGGGAGGUGUUAUGCCCAGGAGGAGAGGCUGUUGAGCCGCUCAAGGGAAAGUCUCAAAAAGGUCGUUCAGGAACCAGCCGGCCACCUCGGCCAGAGCUUUCCAGGCCACCUUCUAAGGGAAAGCAGCCAGCUGUUAGUGAGCCAAGGAGGAAGAUGAACUGGAAGCUGGUAGUCCGUCCAUGA
This is a messenger RNA of Beta vulgaris subsp. vulgaris (sugar beet), 1434 nucleotides long. RefSeq lists its product as uncharacterized. The transcript is spliced from 5 exons. NCBI's taxonomy places the organism in Eukaryota, Viridiplantae, Streptophyta, Magnoliopsida, Caryophyllales, Amaranthaceae. Bases 1 to 1434 code for a protein of 477 amino acids. The record is from RefSeq and is a predicted model, not a curated record.